CGCGGAGAAGGGUCAGCCGGGCAGCAGGGGCGGCGGCGGCGCAGCUCCGCUCCCCGCGCGUCUUCGUCCUCGCGCCCGAGCAGGGCGCUGAGCCCUGCCGCCGGGAUGCAGCCGCCCGCCCGCCGCUGCGCGCUCCCAGCACUGCUCCCGCUCCUCACCUGCUCGCUGGCUUUGGCUUUGGCUUCUGAAGAUGCGAAGAAAGAGGUCACACGGCCUAAGAAUUUGGAGAAAAGUGGAAUAUCGAGGAAAAACGACAUAGAUUUAAAAGGAAUUGUAUUUGUCAUCCAGAGUCAAAGUAAUUCUUUUCAUGCAAAGAGAGCAGAACAGUUAAAAAAAAGCAUCUUAAAGCAAGCUGCAGAUCUUACUCAGGAGCUCCCCAGAGUCCUUCUUCUUCAUGAGCUGUCUAAGCAGGAAGGUGCCUGGACCAUACUUCCACUGUUACCACACUUUUCUGUAGCAUAUAGCAGAAAUUCAUCAUGGAUUUUCUUCUGUGAAGAAGAGACAAGAGUACAAGUUCCACAACUCUUAGAAGUGCUCAGAAGAUAUGACCCAUCAAAGGAAUGGUUUUUAGGAAAAGCAUUACAUGAUGAGGAGUCUACAAUCAUUCACCAUUAUGCCUUUUCUGAAAAUCCUACCAUUUUUAAAUAUCCUGACUUUGCUGCUGGCUGGGCCCUUAGUAUUCCACUUGUCAACAAGCUUACUAAGAGGUUAAAGAGUGAGCCCUUGAAGUCCGACUUUACAAUUGAUUUAAAACAUGAGGUUGCCCUCUACAUCUGGGACAAAGGUGAUGGGCCUCCCCUUACUCCAGUGCCUGAGCUGUGUACAGAUGGUGUGGACACCCACUGUGCUACCACAUUCCACUCUUUCCUACCCAUUUGUGGAAAUCCAGUGAAGAAGGAGGAUAUUUUUGUUGCAGUGAAAACAUGCAAGAAAUUUCAUGGUGAUAGAAUCCCCAUUGUAAAGCAGACGUGGGCCAGUCAGGCAAGUUGCAUUGAAUACUACAGUGAUCAUGCAGAAAGUUCCAUUCCUACGGUGGACCUGGGAAUUCCUAAUACAGACAGAGGUCAUUGUGGAAAGACAUUUGCCAUUUUGGAAAGAUUUAUGAAUCAUAGCCAUGACAAAAUAGCAUGGUUAGUCAUUGUGGAUGAUGAUACGUUAAUAAGCAUCUCCAGGCUCCGGCACUUGCUCAGCUGCUAUGACUCCAGCGACCCCGUGUUCCUGGGAGAACGCUACGGCUAUGGCCUGGGCUCAGGCGGCUACAGCUACGUCACAGGAGGAGGAGGAAUGGUCUUCAGCAGAGAAGCUAUCAGGAGACUGCUCGUCAGUAAGUGUCGCUGCUACAGCAAUGAUGCCCCCGACGACAUGGUCCUAGGAAUGUGCUUCAGUGGGCUGGGGAUCCCCGUGACACACAGCCCCCUCUUCCAUCAGGCCCGGCCCGUGGACUACCCCGAGGACUACCUUGCCCACCAAGUUCCCGUGUCAUUCCACAAACACUGGAACAUCAACCCAGUGGAAGUUUAUGCCACGUGGUUGGCACCCCGCGAGGAGGACAAAGCCAGGACGGUGACACAAAAAGGCCUUAAGGACGAGUUAUGAAGCCUGGGUCCUGGGAGCACAAUCUGAGCAGGAAACGGAAGUGGAGACAGUUGCGUCGUCCUGCUGUGCCAUCAUGCCACUCGCGUGUGCUGCAUAGCUUCAGGACCUUCCUGACUUCCUGUGGAAACUGUAUAUGGUAAUUUUUGAGGGGAGAGGAAAAGCAGUCAUGAAGUAAACAAGAUUCUUUUUUUCCAGGAAAAAAUCACUUGCUUUUUUGUAUUAUGCAUUAGUGUACUAGAGUUUCUCAAGCUGUGACACAGCAGCUUUGUUACUGUCACGGGAAAAUAAAUGGCACCAGAAGCCCCCUUCCUGCUCCUUCUCUUCAUUAUAAUGAAAGUUUCAGGCGAGCAUGAGACUGGAGAGACACGACUGUCUGUCAUGAGAGAGAGAGAGCGAGAGAGCGAGCAGAGGGAGCAGAGGGAAUGCCGACUGAUGUGGUUAUUACAAUGGGGUGAACAUUAUUGAUGAUGAAGAUGAUAUCCUGGUCACUCGGUAGGAAUAAUGCUGUACGAAGGAGGAUUCAUAAAACAUUGUCAAAGUCUAGCUAUGAAACCCCCUGUCGUCUAUAGUCAGGGUGGUUCUGUUUUAUCUGUUUGUGCCUCAUAAAAAGGAAAGAAGCUUUCUGUGGGAGCGUUUCCACUUCUUUAGAGGUUCAUCUGUGUUUGAUUUCUCCCUGAAGCCCUAUCUUUUUUUACCUACUUGGAACAGGAAAGUGUACUGGAUGCUGCCAGAAAGGAGUGCCCUCGACAUUGAAAAACAAAGUUGUCAUGUUUUCUUCAAGUCUUAAUGAGCUCUGUGUAAGCAUCAGGAAGUGAGUUAAAUUAAUUUGUACCUGGUGUUUUGCUCUUGUUUUUCUCUGAAUGUUACCAAAUGCCUCUCCUGCUCGGAAUAGACCGCCCCCCCCGGGUACCGUCAAAUCCUAGUGGCAGGAAAGUGCGGUAAUUUGGCAAUUUUUCUAGGUUCUUAAAGAAUGACAUUGGAACAUAGUAUUUUGAAAUAGCUCUAAUUUUCAAGUCACAUCUUUAUAGUAAUUUAACUCAUCCAUUAAUUUGUAAAAAGUACUCUGUUUUUUAAUGUUGUAAUUAUAUAAUUCAGUUUCUAAAGGUAUUUGCAUAAAAUUUGAUUUUGAUGCCGAACUAAUUUUGGUACAGUAAAACACUUUCCUCUUUUCUUUCUUUUUUGAAAAUAAAGAUUGCUAUUUAUUAACUUUG
This is a messenger RNA of Hipposideros armiger (great roundleaf bat), 2807 nucleotides long. It is a transcript of the gene B3GLCT, whose product is annotated as beta 3-glucosyltransferase. The record is from RefSeq and is a predicted model, not a curated record. Gene Ontology annotation, molecular function: glycosyltransferase activity. Gene Ontology annotation, cellular component: membrane. The transcript has 15 exons. Lineage: Eukaryota; Metazoa; Chordata; Mammalia; Chiroptera; Hipposideridae. The coding region runs from base 106 to 1596 and encodes 496 amino acids.